Messenger RNA from Dreissena polymorpha, 1013 nucleotides. RefSeq lists its product as uncharacterized. Lineage: Eukaryota; Metazoa; Mollusca; Bivalvia; Myida; Dreissenidae. Gene Ontology annotation, cellular component: nucleosome. The transcript is spliced from 4 exons. Gene Ontology annotation, biological process: nucleosome assembly. Bases 19 to 1008 code for a protein of 329 amino acids. Gene Ontology annotation, molecular function: structural constituent of chromatin; DNA binding; protein heterodimerization activity. The record is from RefSeq and is a predicted model, not a curated record.
GUACCUGAUAGAUACAAUAUGUCUGGACGUGGUAAGGGAGGAAAAGGACUCGGAAAGGGAGGCGCCAAGCGUCACCGAAAGGUUCUGCGUGAUAACAUCCAGGGUAUCACGAAGCCCGCAAUCCGCCGUCUCGCUCGUCGUGGUGGUGUGAAACGCAUCUCUGGCCUCAUCUACGAGGAGACCCGAGGUGUCCUCAAGGUGUUCCUUGAGAACGUCAUCCGCGAUGCCGUGACAUACACUGAGCACGCCAAGAGGAAGACCGUCACUGCCAUGGACGUCGUCUAUGCCCUCAAGAGACAAGGCAGGACUCUUCACCAUCGCUCAGGGUGGUCAACGAUGGCAAGAACAAAGCAGACCGCUCGUAAAUCUACCGGUGGAAAGGCUCCACGCAAACAGCUGGCUACCAAGGCCGCUCGCAAGAGCGCACCAGCAACCGGCGGUGUCAAGAAGCCUCACAGAUACAGGCCAGGAACCGUCGCCCUUCGUGAAAUCAGAAGGUACCAGAAGAGCACCGAGCUCCUCAUCAGGAAACUGCCAUUCCAGCGCCUGGUUCGUGAAAUCGCUCAGGACUUCAAGACUGACCUCCGAUUCCAGAGCUCCGCUGUCAUGGCUCUCCAAGAGGCCAGCGAGGCUUACCUGGUCGGCCUUUUCGAGGACACCAACUUCAUUCUACAGCUAGUACCUGAUAGAUACAAUAUGUCUGGACGUGGUAAGGGAGGAAAAGGACUCGGAAAGGGAGGCGCCAAGCGUCACCGAAAGGUUCUGCGUGAUAACAUCCAGGGUAUCACGAAGCCCGCAAUCCGCCGUCUCGCUCGUCGUGGUGGUGUGAAACGCAUCUCUGGCCUCAUCUACGAGGAGACCCGAGGUGUCCUCAAGGUGUUCCUUGAGAACGUCAUCCGCGAUGCCGUGACAUACACUGAGCACGCCAAGAGGAAGACCGUCACUGCCAUGGACGUCGUCUAUGCCCUCAAGAGACAAGGCAGGACUCUGUACGGAUUCGGCGGUUAAUCGAA